AUGAAGGCCAUUAACAUCGAUCGUAACUCAGAAGAUGCAUUUUAUCGGUACAAAAUGCCAGAGAUAGAAGUGAAGAUAGAAGGCCGUGGGAAUGGAAUAAAGACAGUUUUGGUAAAUAUAGAAGAAAUCGCCAGAAGUCUGGACAGAGACCCGAAACACAUUACAAAGUACUUGUCAUAUGAUUUAGGGACUCUUUCAAGCGUAGACGAAGUAAAUGCAAAAUACAUUAUAAAUGGGUCUCAUACAGCAGAGAAGGUUCAGGCAUGCAUAUUCAAAUUUAUAGAAGAGUUCAUACUUUGCAAAUCAUGUGAAAGAAAUCCAGAAACUGUUUUAUUCACUGAUGCAAAUAGAAAGCACAUCCAACAAAGAUGCAAGGCCUGUGGGAAAAUAAAUACUAUAAAAACCCAAAACAAGCUGGGGAAAAUACUUCUCAAAGAACUUCCUGACAAAGCCGAGUCAGACCGGCUAGAGCCACAGGACUUUGAAGAAAUGGAUGAUUUUGAAGUAGACUAUGCAUUCGGAAAGUAAAUAAACCCAG
Messenger RNA from Nematocida parisii ERTm1, 538 nucleotides. RefSeq lists its product as uncharacterized. NCBI's taxonomy places the organism in Eukaryota, Fungi, Microsporidia. The transcript has a single exon. Gene Ontology annotation, biological process: formation of cytoplasmic translation initiation complex; translational initiation; formation of translation preinitiation complex. Gene Ontology annotation, molecular function: eukaryotic initiation factor eIF2 binding; GDP-dissociation inhibitor activity; translation initiation factor activity. Bases 1 to 528 code for a protein of 175 amino acids. The record is from RefSeq and is a predicted model, not a curated record. Gene Ontology annotation, cellular component: cytosol.